Messenger RNA from Fusarium graminearum PH-1, 689 nucleotides. RefSeq lists its product as uncharacterized. Lineage: Eukaryota; Fungi; Ascomycota; Sordariomycetes; Hypocreales; Nectriaceae. Bases 107 to 490 code for a protein of 127 amino acids. The record is from RefSeq and is a predicted model, not a curated record. The transcript has 2 exons.
AUCAAGACGCCGAUAUCGAUUGAGUCCAUUGUCAGCCUUGCGCGCCGUCCCACGCUCCAUUUUACAAACCGAGUUUACAAGCCGACGAAGCUCAAUUCAGUUCACAAUGCCUACUCCCGAGUCCGAGCAAUUCAAGGCCCAGAAGCCUACUGUCGCUCCCACCUUUAACGGCGUCGACUACGAUGAUACCAAGGCCUUCAAGGCUGCCGAGGAUGCCCUCAUCCGGGAACAAUGGGUCGGUGCCAUGAUGACCCGACUUGUUGGUGAGGAGCUGAACAAGUGCUACGUUCGUGAGGGUGUCAACCACCUCGAGAACUGCGGCCACCUCCGAGAGCGAUAUCUUCAAUUGCUCAAGUCAAACAAGAUCAAGGGCACUAAGUUCUUGCAACAAAACUACAUCGAUCAGAAGGAACAUGAUCUUGACCUGGCGGCCAAGGUCCACACAAGCGACAAGAUCGCCAAGAUGAACCGUGAUCGAUUCUCUUCGUAAGGGAUAUGAUUUUAAGUCACGGCUUGGGAUGGAAGUGAGCGGGAUUUGGUUAUCUAAACGAGAGGGACCUUUUAGCCUUGAUAUCACAACAUGAUUGUGACCAGCUCGGCUUGCUAUAAAAGGUGUAAUGACCACCUUGGCCUUGUAUGACUGUGUAUAUAUCAGGGAUAAAUGAAAUGAAAAAGAACCCAUAAAGAAA